GACGGGGUUUCUUCAUGUUGGCCAGGCGGGUCUCAAAUUCCCGACCUCAGGUGAUCAGCCUGCCUUGACCUCCCAAAGUGCUGGGAUUACAGGCGUGAGCCACUGCGCCUGGCCUGGAGAUUAUAUUUUAAAGUUAUUUUGAAUACUCCCUGGAAAAGUUCUUGUUCAUACUUAUACCCCUAAGUCAAAAGAUUUGUCAAAUAUUCAAGAACAAUCAAUCACUUAAAAAUACUGUAUAAAAGUUUCUAUUUCGGCAUACUUUACUUUUACUUAACUAAAUUUUCAAAUAAAAUGUAGCCACUUUUAUGAUCUCAACAAGAUCGGUCAUUCCUAUAGCGGAGUUGAAAACUUUCAACUUAUUCACAAUUAUCAGAAGAAUGGGGCAGCCCCCACAGAGACUCCCAGCAAUGAGUUGUAAAAUUCAGUCUGCAUUAAGUAGCUUCCUUACAAUCAUCCCGAUGGUAAAAGUGUCAAAUUUCGCAAACACCUGGACAAGGAAGUGAAAUGAUCAUCUAAUAACGCAGUUGACUCAUCUGUCAAGCGAGUGGGCCAGGGUCCCUGAGCUCACUACCCUCAGAUUCUAACUCCAGCUUCACAUCAUUAGGCGUAAGCAGCCAAUUGGGCCGUCUGGGAGCCGUGCAUCCUGGGAGUUAUAGUUUCCGGCUCCCUCCUUCAGACUACAAGCUCCACAGAGCCGCGGGAGGACGGUUAGCUGGUAUUAUUAGCAAGCAGCAAAUAUGGCGGUGGCGCGCGUGGACGCGGCUUUGCCUCUCGGAGAAGGAUCAGUGGUCAAUUGGUCAGGGCAGGGACUACAGAAAUUAGGUCCAAAUUUACCCUGUGAAGCUGAUAUUCACACUUUGAUUCUGGAUAAAAAUCAGAUUAUUAAAUUGGAAAAUCUGGAGAAAUGCAAACGAUUAAUACAGUUAUCAGUGGCUAAUAAUCGGCUGGUUCGGAUGAUGGGUGUGGCCAAGCUGACGUUGCUUCGUGUAUUAAAUUUGCCUCAUAAUAGCAUUGGCUGUGUGGAAGGGCUAAAGGAACUAGUACAUCUGGAAUGGCUGAAUUUGGCAGGAAAUAAUCUUAAGGCCAUGGAACAGAUCAAUAGCUGCACAGCUCUACAGCAUCUCGAUUUAUCAGACAAUAACAUAUCCCAGAUAGGUGAUCUAUCUAAAUUGGUAUCUCUGAAAACCCUGCUUUUACAUGGAAACAUCAUCACCUCUCUUAGAAUGGCACCUGCUUACCUACCCAGAAGUCUUGCUAUACUUUCUUUGGCAGAAAAUGAAAUCCGAGACUUAAAUGAGAUCUCUUUUUUGGCAUCCUUAACUGAAUUGGAACAGUUGUCGAUUAUGAACAAUCCUUGUGUGAUGGCAACACCAUCCAUCCCAGGAUUUGACUAUCGGCCGUACAUCGUCAGCUGGUGCUUAAACCUCAGAGUCCUAGAUGGAUAUGUGAUUUCUCAGAAGGAAAGUUUGAAAGCUGAAUGGCUCUAUAGUCAAGGCAAGGGGAGAGCAUAUCGGCCUGGCCAGCACAUCCAGCUUGUCCAAUAUCUGGCUACAGUCUGCCCCCUCACUUCUACGCUAGGUCUUCAAACUGCAGAGGAUGCCAAACUAGAGAAGAUUUUGAGCAAACAGAGGUUUCACCAGAGGCAGUUGAUGAACCAAAGCCAAAAUGAAGAGUUGUCUCCUCUUGUUCCUGUUGAAACAAGGGCAUCCCUUAUUCCUGAGCAUUCAAGCCCUGUUCAAGAUUGCCAGAUAUCCCAGGAAAGUGAACCCAUCAUUCAAGUCAAUUCUUGGGUUGGGAUAAACAGUAAUGAUGAUCAGUUAUUUGCGGUUAAGAAUAAUUUUCCAGCCUCUGUACACACUACGAGAUAUUCUCGAAAUGAUCUGCACCUGGAAGACAUACAGACGGAUGAGGACAAGUUAAACUGUAGUCUUCUCUCUUCAGAGUCUACUUUUAUGCCAGUUGCAUCAGGACUAUCUCCACUAUCACCUACAGUUGAGCUGAGGCUGCAGGGCAUUAACUUGGGCCUAGAAGAUGAUGGUGUUGCAGAUGAAUCUGUGAAAGGGCUGGAAAGCCAGAUGUUGGAUAAGGAAGAGGAAAAGCCUUUAUGGGCUGCAAAUGAGAAUUCUGUUCAAAUGAUGAGAAGUGAAAUCAAUACAGAGGUAAAUGAGAAAGCUGGGCUAUUACCUUGUCCUGAGCCAACAAUAAUCAGCACUAUCUUGAAGGAUGAUAACCACAGUCUUACAUUUUUUCCUGAGUCAGCUGAACAGAAACAACCAGACAUAAAGAAACCAGAAAAUACACAACCAGAAAAUAAAGAAACUUCAGAGAAACUUCCCAUGAUUUUAACCCAGAGAUCUGUUGCUUUGGGACAAGACAAAGUUGCCCUUCAGAAGUUAAAUGAUGCAGCCACCAAGCUUCAGGCCUGUUGGCGGGGAUUUUAUGCCAGAAACUACAACCCUCAAGCCAAAGAUGUGCGUUACGAAAUCCGGCUACGCAGAAUGCAAGAGCACAUUGUCUGCUUAACUGAUGAAAUAAGGAGAUUACGAAAAGAAAGAGAUGAAGAACGUAUUAAAAAAUUUGUACAAGAAGAAGCUUUCAGAUUCCUUUGGAACCAGGUAAGGUCUCUACAGGUUUGGCAACAGACGGUGGACCAGCGUCUAAGUUCCUGGCAUACUGAUGUUCCUCCUAUAUCAAGUACUCUUGCGCCAUCGAAACCUCCAUUAUUUACCCAAAGCCAGGAGUCCUCUUCUGAUCAAAAUGCUGAUUGUUUCAUUGCUUCUGAUGUAGCUCCUCAAGAGAAAUCAUUACCAGAAUUUCCAGACUCUGGUUUUCAUUCCUCUCUAACAGAACAAGUUCAUUCUUUGCCGCAUUCUUUGGAUUUUGAGAAAAGUUCCACAGAAGGCAGUGAAAGCUCUAUAAUGGGGAAUUCCAUUGACACAGUCAGAUAUGGCAAAGAAUCAGAUUUAGGGGAUGUUAGUGAAGAACAUGGUGAAUGGAAUAAGGAAAGCUCAAAUAACGAGCAGGACAAUAGUCUGCUUGAACAGUAUUUAACAUCAGUUCAACAGCUGGAAGAUGCUGAUGAGAGGACCAAUUUCGAUAAAGAGAUAAGAGAUAGUAAACUUCACAUUGCUUGUUUCCCAUUACAGUUAGAUACCUUGUCUGACGGUGCUUCUGUAGAUGAGAGUCAUGGCAUAUCUCCUCCUUUGCAAGGUGAAAUUAGCCAGACACAAGAGAAUGCUAAAUUAAAUGCAGAAGUUCAAGGGCAGCAGCCAGAAUGUGAUUCUACAUUUCAGCUAUUGCAUGUUGGUGUUACUGUGUAGCAUAUUGUGGUCUUUUGGGAGGCAGAUAUCCACUUAACUUUUCUUAAAAAUAUUCAGUUGCCUUUUUUUUUUUUUUGGAGGGGAGUACUCCCUACCCCUAAUUUUGUUACUAUUUAUGUAGAAUUUGUAUUCAUGUCUCAUAUUUUUCAGAUUCUAGAUAUUGAGCUGAGUUUUCAUUUUGAUUUUGUUAGCUUUUUACUUAGCUGUAAGGUACCAAACUAUUUAUAUUGAAAGCUAUAUGCACUUAUUUCUUAACUGAAUUGCAUCAGCAAUGUUCCUGUUUCUUUCAUGUACUCAUUUACUUUAAAAAAUAAGCUAGAAUAUAUUAAAGAAAAUAGAAAAAAUUACCUUAAAUAUAUAAAUAAGAGAAUUUUGGCCCUUCUUUGUCUGCGAAAAUUAAUUAUAUAGUAAGGAAUGAAAUUUGAUAAAGCAAAUAUAAAUGAGAAAUAUGAGGAUUGUGAAUUAUUGAAAUUUGCCAGUCUCCCUCGUGUAAAAUGUUUUUUUAGAGCCUUUUUUCCUCCUUUCAGAGUCAAGGAAAGCCUUUCUAUAAGCAAAUUAAGGAAGAAAAGGUAGGAUUAUAAGAUUUCUCAAUGGGGAUGAUUAAAUUGUCUCGUGGAAAACUUCAGUUAAUGUCACGCAUCAGUUUUAACAUAUGAAGUAAAGUGUUCUAUCCAGGAUUAAAGUCAAGUUUACUUAGGCAACAUAAGAAUAUUUCACUUAGAUAUGAAGAAAGGAAACACUAGUCUCCAUAUACUUGAAAUACUGUCAUGGCAAAUAUUUAUCCUUUCAUUAAGUGCUUUUUCACCCUAUAGAUAAGCAUUUAUGUGCCAACAUGUUGUCGGAAAUUAAUGUAUGUUCAUCUCCUCUGUUCCUGCUUAUAUUUACUUGUGUAUUUCAACAGAAGGUCCAUGGCCAUUCACUUCAAUUUUGACCUCUGUCCCAUAGUGAAGAACAUUUAAAGUAAUACUAAUGGUCGAAUAUAAAUGACUUUUUAGGAACUGCUUUUUGUCUAACCUGAGAAAGUGCCACAUUUGGAAGACAAUUUAGUGAUGGUGAAGAAAUAAUAAACCUCACUUUACUUGUUAAAAGGGAUAUAUAUAUAUACGUCUGCAACUUCAGGGAGAAAUAAGAUUGUGUUUGAAUAUUGUAGGUAGAUGCAUUUGUAAUUAAGGAUAAUAUCAUUGAACAACAUGUAUUUGGUUUCCCUCAACUUACAGACAUACAGCUAUUUAAAACUAUGGCAAUACUUAAGUGUUCUCUAAAUUUAGGUGCUAAAUAUCUAUCAUUCUGUUGUAGUCAUUAGGUGCCCUUCUCUGAAGUUAUAUAAAAUAAAAGCAUCUGAUCCUUCAAGGAUAAAGUUGAGGAUCACGUGGUACGUGGCGUUUUUUGUUGUUGUUUUUUAAAGAGAUGGAGUCUGGCUCUGUUGGUGUAGUGCCAUGAUCAUAGUUCACUAUAACCUUGAACUCCUGGCUCAAGUGAUCUCCCACUUCAGCCUCCUGAGUAUCUGGGAUUAUAAGCAGGAGCCACUGCUCCCAGCUCAUGGUAUUUGUUGAUAGUCAUAACAUUUUUCCUGUAUGGUAAGAUAUAUUUUUCUCAGUUUAUAAAUACGUAGCACUCAGGUUGAGACGACUUGGAUUUUAUUCUUAGAAAUCCAGAAUCCCUUGAAAAGGAAAUAUUUUCUGUUUCUUAUAAAUAAAACAGUAAUCUUACUUUCAGAAGGAUUUUCCUUAGUGAAACAUGUGUAACAUUGAAUGCAUGUUAAAUAAAAAUGGAAUUUCUAACUUUUUUCAAUAGUGCUAAUUAUCUUUUCUGAAUGAUUUUGAAUGUCUUCUUAAAUAUACCCUAUUUUUCUAUUUUACAGUUAAGUGCCUCACUUGCUGUCCAUAGUUAGACAAAGAAAAACCAAUUUGCACUGCACUAGUACCAAAAUACUACUUUAUACAUUAGUUUUUCAUAAAAGCUGCUGGAAUGUCAUGAUUCAGUAUUACCUAAAUAGAUUUCUGCUAAAACCCUCUCCCUCCUGUCUUUUUUAAGUUAUGGCAAAACACAACUAAAUUCAUUUGAUCAUCAGCACUUGUUAGCAGGAUUUCCUUUUUUACCUUUGCCUUGUUUCUCUAGCCCACAAAUAGUACUCAGCAUACUUUCAUUAAAAAUUUGGCACAAUAUGAUAAUUAUUAAUAUUCUGUUCUUCGUCUGUGUUUUAUUUAACUUUUACUAGUGUUUAGAAGUGCAAGAAUAUUAAAUAGUCCCUUAACUGUACAUAUUAUCUUGAAUGUAGAUAAAAUGAAAAUAUUGUAAAUUAGAAUGUAGGAAAACUAGCAUAGACUUAAUAUAUUUUAAUGGGUUUAUAUUAUACUUUAAAAGUAAUUUAUAUAAUUAAAAUAUUUGGUUUUAACUCUACGGGCUAUUCUUUGGUUGGCUGAAGAGGGAAUGGGUCUAGUAAGGUUUGGAAAGUUGAGCUUUGAACAUGCUCUUUGUGUUUUUUUCCUAACAAGGAGAGGUUUAGUUCAGCUGUGCUAUUUUAGUACACAUCAGUUCUCUUGAUUUAUGGAAGAUUCAGUUUAUCAAUUAAGAAUUCCUGCAGAAGCACAGAAUCAUACCAUGUAAGACUUGGAAGGAAGCUUAAGAGAUUUCUGUUCGAAUCUCUUUGUUUCAAAGAUGAAACUAAAGCACAGCAUGUUAAAUGAGUUGUCUAAGUUAUAGCUAGUUAGUAGUAAAUAAACUGUGAAAACCUAUAUGCUACUGUAGUCCAAAAUUUUAUUAUGUCCUCUUAAUCUUUACAUUUAGUGAGUCAGUAAAGAAAUCUCUGCAUAUUUCUCAUUCUCUUUGAAAGAGGAAAAAAACUUCUAAGAGAGCUACAACUCUAUCACUCAUGACAGAGUUGCUUGUAGAAAAUAACUAAUUCCUUCAGAACCUUGAGUGAAUUUUCUCCAAGAAAUGUGACUUGAUUAAAAUGGUUUCAAAAGAGCAAUAGUGGAAAUUAAAGUUUUAGAAAAGAUACCUGGUGUGGUGGUUGACGACUGUAAUCCCACUGCUUUGGGAGGCCGAGGCCGGCGGAUCACUUGAGGCCAGGAGUUCAAGACCAGCCUGGAUAACAUAGCAAGACCCCCUUCUCUACAAAAAAAAUUUUUUCUGGAAAGAGUAAGUACAUUUUAGAGUCCCUUUAUUUUAUGACAGGCAGUAUGACAGGUUGCUGAGGUAUAUAAAAUUUUCUAGAGAAAUGCUGAGUUUGAUGACAUUUUAUCUUCAGUUUUGUAGAACAACAGAUGUUAAAAUGUUAACUUUCCUGGUGUGCAGAAAGCUGUAAUCACAACAGUUGAUAAUAUGCAAUUUAGUUUGAUUUUAUAGGUUUAAUUAUAAAAGGCUUCACAAUAUGCAUGUUUUAGGAAAAUGUUCAUUUAUUUAGUCAUAUAAUUGUUUGUAUAUAUGUAAAUAACUUUAUUCUGGAAUAAUGUGGGUGCCAUCUUGAGUGUUUGUUUUUGUUUUGGAUUAUUUUUUGUAUACAAACACCAUAAUACUGUAUUUUCCUGUUAUCUACUUAAGUCUAGUUCUACUUUUUACCAAUAAUUUCAGGAAAAUACAAGCUUGAGAUAUUAUACUAUCUCCCUUGGUAUUUUUUUGUGUGCAAAGUCUUAGAAUUGGAUUUAUAACAUUGAUAAUAAAAAUAUAAAACGUUUUUCCUCAAGAAUUAAGACAGUAAAAAGAAAAAAUAGAAUGAAUAUGAUCAUUUCCCCAUCAUAAAGGAAAGAAGAGACUUCAUUUUUUUUUUUUUUUGAGCUAGAGUUUCACUGUUGUCACCCAGGCUGGUCUCAGCUCACUGCAACCUCCACUUCCUGGAUACAAGCGAUUCUCCUGCCUCAGCUUCCUGUGUAGCUGGGAUUACAGGUGUGCAACCACAAGGCUCGGCUAAUUUUUUUGUAUGUUUAGUAGAGAUGGGGUUUCACCAUGUUGGCCAGGCUGGUCUCAAACUCCUGACCUCAAGUGAUCCACCCGCCUCGGCCUCCGAAAGUGCUGAGAUUACAGGUGUGAGCCACUGCGCCCAGCCAAGACUUCAUUGUUUAAUGUAUAUUUUUAUUUUUUCCAAACACCAGCUCGAAUCAGAGUAUAUUUUUAUUUUGCCACAUACCUUUAAAAGGUAUUUAUUGUGUCAUAAUGUUUUAAAUGUUAAAUAUAUGAUAUCCUCAUUCAUGAAGUGAAGCAGAAAGGGUCUGUAAGGAACAUUCUAAACAUUUUUAAUAAUAUUGCUUUUACUGAUCAAGCUUGUUGUGCCAUAUUAAAAUUAAAAGUCAAAUCAACAAAGCAGUCUUCACAGCCUUGGAAAGAAAUAGAUAACUGUCUUCUUAAAAUGAGGUGCUUUUUAUCUGUGGAUGAAUGGAAAUCAUACUGAAUUUUAAUUCUUAUUUAUUUUAGUGGAUAGCAGGAAUCACUCUGUAGUAGUUUUGUUCAUUUUCUUUUCUUUUUUUUUUUUUGAGACAGUCUCGCUCUGUCACCAGGCUGGAGUGCAGUGGCGUGAUCUUGGCUCACUGCAGCCUCCACCUCCCGGUUCAAGUGAUUCUCCUGCCUCAUCCUCCCGAGUAGCUAAGACCACAGGCACACGCCACCAUGCCCAGCUAAUUUUUAUAUUUUUAGUAGAGAUGGUGUUUCACCAUGUUGGCCAGGGAUCUCAAUCUCUUGACCUCGUGAUCCACCCACUUUGGCCUCCCAAAGUGCUGGGAUUACAGGCGUGAGCCACUGCACCUGGCCUUGUUCAUCUUCUAAUUAAAUCUCUUUGAAUGUUUUGUAAUAAUUUUAAUGUUGACAAGAGUUUAAAAAUAAUUUGAUUUUGGACUGUAUUUAGAUUUCUCUUUAAUUUUGUUGUAGAAAUAGUAUGAUUUAAAGUGGUUAUGAUCUGUUUUAUGAAGGCUUACUAUUUUAUAUUGUACUUAUUUAAUUUGUAUUCGAGUCUCUAAUUUUAAAUAAAAGGUUUAUACAUUUGA
Molecule: messenger RNA, 8296 nt
Organism: Nomascus leucogenys (northern white-cheeked gibbon)
Lineage: Eukaryota; Metazoa; Chordata; Mammalia; Primates; Hylobatidae
Gene: CEP97
Product: centrosomal protein 97
Molecular function (GO): protein binding
Source: RefSeq, a predicted model, not a curated record